UAAAGUGCAUCAUCAGUGUAGCGCGUCUUCGCUUUAAAGUGUGAAUCUCGUUACAGUUAAUGAAAAAUUAAUGAAAAAAUUAGAGCGGUGAUAGUACAGCGGCAGCAGCAGUACCAGCACUUGUUCCUUAUGUUCAGUGAGAUUAUCGAAUUAUAUCCCCGUCACUUCUCCACAAUGCCUUCUUGCUCCACUAACUCCAUUCAUCUAUCGGUGGUCACUAAAUUAAAGAAUAGGAAGCAGCGUUUUUUCUCACUCUAGAUGCUAGAGCUAUAUAAAACCACCAUAUUUCCAAAUCGCAACAUCAGUUCCUCACCAUCAUGACUCCUCUUCGGUCAGUUCUCAUCCUCGUGGUUUUUAUCGCCGGCGCUCGGAGCGAAAAAAGUGACAAAAGUGAAUACAAGAAGUCGCUCUCGAGGGAUUGCGCCAAUUCGUACUCCACCACGUGCCUCAAACUCGACAUUGUCUCAUGGGUGGACAAACUCAACGAGCAGGACAACUACAGCGUCCUCCCCGGAGUGUCCGUCAUCCGCGAGAACCCCAACAUCACGCGCCCCAACACCGCCGACAUCGUCGCCGAGCUGGCGCGUGACUUUCCCAACGACCCGGACGCCCGUCUGGACGCCUUCCUCAUGAAGAAAGUCACCGGGUACUUGAACUCGCACGCCGUGCGUCUCAACCUCUUCGACGCCGGCAAGUCGGACGAGGUGACCGGCCGCGGGAAGGGCGGCGGUGGCGGCGGCGGCGGCGGCAAGAAGGGCGGCGAAGGCAUGGGGGCCAUCCUCGCCGCCGGCGCUAUGAUGAAGGGCACGCUGUUUGCCCUGGCACUUGGGGGGCUGGCGGCGCUCGCCGGCAAGGCCUUGAUGACGGCGUUGAUCUCGCUGAUGUUGUCGGCGAUCAUCGGACUGAAAUCGCUGACCCAUGGCGGCGGCAAGUCCACCACGUACGAGGUUAUAGCCAAGCCGAUCUACACGCAUUCCAACACGCACUCGGUCUCCCAUGAGGAGCAUGGGGGAGGCGGGCAUUAUGGACACUCGGGGUAUGGGAGGAGUCUAGACGUGCCGCUGCCUUUGGGCUUGCAACCGGGUUAUAAACCCCAGUAAUUAAGUAACCGAUGUUUAUUUAUGAUUUUUAUGAUGAUGGGCCGUUUGUUGUUAAUUUAUUUCGUCUCCUUGUGAUUAUUUAUUUGUCUUUUGUGUAAAUAAAUAACUUUCUCAUUGAA
This is a messenger RNA of Tribolium castaneum (red flour beetle), 1219 nucleotides long. RefSeq lists its product as uncharacterized. NCBI's taxonomy places the organism in Eukaryota, Metazoa, Arthropoda, Insecta, Coleoptera, Tenebrionidae. The record is from RefSeq and is a predicted model, not a curated record. Gene Ontology annotation, cellular component: membrane. The transcript has 2 exons. The coding region runs from base 318 to 1100 and encodes 260 amino acids.